Messenger RNA from Rhizophagus irregularis DAOM 181602=DAOM 197198, 388 nucleotides. RefSeq lists its product as uncharacterized. The record is from RefSeq and is a predicted model, not a curated record. NCBI's taxonomy places the organism in Eukaryota, Fungi, Glomeromycota, Glomeromycetes, Glomerales, Glomeraceae.
AUACAAAAAAAGUUUCGAUGGAUGGUAAAGCAAGUAAAUAUGCAGUUACGUAUUCAAAUUUACGUGUAAACAAGCAAUUUAAAACGUUGAAAGAACAAGAAAAGUAUAAAAAGAGGUUUAAAAACAGUCUCAAAAGUAAUAAGAAUAAAUGGCAGUUUACAAAUAAUGGAUUUGAAUCAAAGGUAUUCAUUUCUAAACAUAGGUUAAAACAUAGAUUUGAUAUUCUUAAGAAACAUUAUAUAUCAGAAAAAGAAAUGGAGUUUCUGGUAGAUCAAGUUACAAGUAAAAAAGGAUACAAUAUGUUAAAAGAUGAUAUUUUUAUAAAUCAUUCUUUUAAUGAAGAACAUUUUUUUGAAUUAAGAAAGAAAAAAGAAGCUUCUUCAGAACA